AUGAGUAUUGUUGUGGAGGAAGAGGAAUUAUGGAGCGAAAUGAGCGACAAACAGCACAAAGGCAAAGGAUAUGGAGUCAUAGAGGGAGAAUUUACACAAUGGAGAAGAGAAGUGUUGGACCGUAUAGAGGAGUUAGUUUCAAUGGCAGAUACAGGAAGAGGAGGAGUUCAAAGGGCACUCAAGGAUUACUCAAGACCUACUAUUGAGGGAUGUGCUUCUAGUAUUAGGAGACCACCGAUUCAAGCAAAUACCUUCGAGAUAAAGCCAGAAAUUAUUCAAUUGAUACAACAUUCGGGAAGUAUUACUACAUGGAAUGAGUUAGCUCAAGCAUUCCUUACGAAAUUUUUCCCACCUGUCAAGUUUGCUAAGAUGAGGAGUGACAUCACUAAUUUUUUCCAGCAAGAUAUGGAGUCACUCUAUGAAGUUUGGGAGAGAUAUAAGGAUCUCUUACGUAGCUGUCCUCACCAUGGGCUGCUAAUAUCGUCACAAGUACAGACGUUUUACAAUGGGUUGCUGCCAAAUAUACAAGUGAUGAUUGAUGCUGCAAGUGGAGGAGCUCCGAAUAAUAAAACACUAGAGAAAGCCUAUAAAUUGAUUGAGGUGAUGGCUAGCAACAAUUACAUGAGACCUUUGGAAAGGAAUGUUCCUAGGAGAGUAGCGGAAGUGCAUGAAGUCGAUGGCUACACUGCGUUGGCUACUCAACUUUCAGCCAUUCAAAAGCAAUUGGGAGUUGCCCUAAAGGUAAAUGCUAUUAAAACUCAUUCUCUAACAUGUGAAUUUUGUGUAGGAAAUCAUUUAUCUAGAGAUUGCCAAGAAGGAAGUCUGUUUGCUCAACCCGAACAAGUGCAUUAUGUCAACAAUUUUCAAAAAGGGCAAGGGAAUCCAUACUUAAGCACAUAUACUCCAGCAUGGGAAAAUCAUCCAAAUUGUUCUUGGAGUAACAACAAUUAUCCUAAGCCACCUCCUAGUGUUCAAGUUCAAGAGGCGAAAUCAAAUUUGGAGGAUGUGCUUAUAAAGUUUAUGGAGGAAUCGGGUAAAAGAUUUGACAAGAAUGAAGCUCAACUUCAGAAAUAUGAAGUCUUGUUGCAAAAUCAAUCUGCAUCCAUAAGGAACCUUGAAACUCAAAUGGGACAAAUUCAUAGUAUCUUAGUGGGAAGAGUUCAAGGAAUGCUUUCGAGUGAUAUCAAGAAGAAUCCAAAGGAGCAACUCAAUGCCAUCAUGUUGAGAAGUGGCAAGGAGCUAAAAGAAUCAAGAAAACUGAGGAAAAAGCUAAAGAUAUGA
Pistacia vera is the source of this 1281-nucleotide messenger RNA. RefSeq lists its product as uncharacterized. The transcript has 3 exons. The record is from RefSeq and is a predicted model, not a curated record. The coding region runs from base 1 to 1281 and encodes 426 amino acids. Lineage: Eukaryota; Viridiplantae; Streptophyta; Magnoliopsida; Sapindales; Anacardiaceae.